AUUUUCUAUUAUUCCACUUUAGGAGCUUUCUACUCUGCAUCAAUUGGACUAAAAUUAGUCAAACUCAAGUUUGACCUUUUAUUUUUCGGGACUUAUUUUUUUUGUUCAAGCAUUACUCAUGGGCUCGAAGUACAUGUCCAAGGCCUUAAACUUACAAGUUGAACUAGCAAGCUUGGGUUGGCCACAGGGCCAGUGUACAGGUCUAUAUGCAAUCUUAGAUCUCUAGCUUUGACAUAUGAUUUGUGAUUACCAGUGUAACUUUGAUGACUGUUUUAGGAAUUUAAGUAUUGGAGAUUGUGAUAUUCUAAUAUUAUGUUCGAAAUGUAUGUAAUUUUUGAGCUCUAUAUAGCAGUUAAAGUCACAAGUUAUUAAUGUUUUGAGCUUGUUUUUGAUAACUAGUAGUUUAAAUUUGAAACUUAUUCGCUGGUGUUUGACCUUAAAGUAUUACAAGCUGAGCUCCUUACCAAGUGAAGUACGUUUUUUUACUGGUAAUCAAAGUUGGCAGAGUCAAUGAAAAUUGUCGUCACCCUGUGUCUAGAGGUUUGCUGGUCCUUUUAGCCUACAUCGAUCUCUCAAAUUUUGGAUAGAUAUUAAUGAGUGCUACUCUUGAUGCGGAUCGAUUUUCACGAUAUUUUGGUGGCUGCCCGGUCAUUUGUGUCCCUGGAUUCACAUAUCCUGUUAAAACAUUUUUUUUGGAAGAUGUACUUUCUAUCCUGAAAUCUUCAGAAAAUAACCAUCUUGAUUCUGCUUGUGUAAGUGCCACAAAUGAAGACACUGAUUUGACAGAGGAAGAUAGAAUUGCUUUAGAUGAAGCUAUUCAUUUGGCUUGGUCAAGUAAUGAGUUUGAUUCUCUCCUAGAUUUGGUAUCUUCCGAAGGAACUCCAAAGAUUUACAAUUACCAGCAUUCUUUGAAUGGAUUAACACCGUUAAUGGUAUUGGCUGGAAAGGGUAGAGUGCUUGAUGUCUGCAUGCUACUCUCUUUUGGGGCAGAUUGCCAUCUGCAGGCCAAAGAUGGCACAACAGCAUUGAGAUUGGCUGAAGGAGAAGGUCAGCAAGAGGCUGCUGAAAUAAUAAAAAAACAAAUGGAAAAUGCUCCUCCUGAUUCCUUGGAACAACAAAUGCUACUUGAUAAAUAUCUAGCAACAAUCAACCCUGAAUUUGUUGAUGCUAUCCUCAUAGAGCAGUUAUUGAAAAAGAUUUGCAUUGAUUCAAAAGUGGGAGCUAUCCUUGUUUUUCUACCGGGGUGGGAGGAUAUAAAUAAAACACGAGAAAGAUUACUUGCUAACCCAUUUUUCAGAGAUAGUUCCAAAUUUGUUAUAAUAUCUCUUCAUUCAAUGGUUCCAUCUGUGGAACAGAAGAAAGUCUUCAAAUCUCCACUUCCUGGCUGCCGUAAAAUUGUACUUUCAACUAAUAUUGCUGAAAGUGCAAUUACCAUUGAUGAUGUUGUGUAUGUUAUAGACAGUGGUCGGAUGAAAGAGAAAAGCUAUGAUCCUUAUAAUAAUGUAUCAACCCUUCAGUCUUCCUGGGUCUCAAAAGCAAAUGCCAAGCAACGAGAGGGUCGUGCUGGCCGCUGUCAGCCUGGAAUUUGUUAUCAUCUGUAUUCAAAACUUCGAGCAGCUUCUUUGCCAGAUUUCCAAGUUCCUGAAAUUAAGAGAAUGCCAAUUGAAGAACUUUGUCUACAGGUGAAGUUACUUGAUCCAAAUUGCAAAAUAGAAGAGUUCCUACAGAAAACGAUGGACCCUCCAAUUUCUGAAACCAUACAUAAUGCAAUUGCUGUCCUUCAAGAUAUUGGGGCUUUGUCAAAUGGUGAAGAACUGACCGAACUUGGGGAGAAGCUAGGUUGUCUUCCUGUUCAUCCAUUGACAUGCAAGAUGCUUUUCUUUGCCAUAUUGAUGAACUGCCUUGAUCCUGCUUUGACGAUGGCAUGUGCCUCUGACUAUAGGGAGCCCUUUACACUUCCCAUGUUGCCAAAUGAAAAGAAGAGAGCUGCUGCUGCUAAAUAUGAGCUUGCUUCAUUGUACGGUGCUCAAAGUGAUCACCUAGCAGUCAUAGCAGCUUAUGAGUGCUGGCAGAAUGCGAAACGAAGAGGUCAAGAGGCUCGGUUUUGUUCACAAUAUUUUGUAUCAUCAAGCACCAUGAAUAUGUUGCAUGGCAUGCGCAAGGAGCUCCAGUCAGAGCUGAUCAGGCAUGGGUUUAUUAUCGGUGAUGUCUCAAGUUAUAGUCUCAAUUCUCGUGACCCUGGUAUACUCCAUGCUGUCCUUGUGGCUGGUUUAUAUCCUAUGGUGGGAAGGUUGUGUCAACCUCCUAAAAAUGGCAGGCGGUUUUCUGUAGAGACUGCUAGUGGUGCUAGGGUGCGGUUGCAUUCCCAUUCCAUCAAUUUUAAACUGUCCUUUAAGCAAACUAAUGACUGUCCUUUAAUUUUGUAUGAUGAAGUGACACGCGGGGAUGGGGGCAUGAGUAUAAGGAAUUGUACGGUUGUUGGGCCACUCCCAUUAUUAUUAUUUGCAUCAGAGAUUGCUGUGGCUCCUUCAAAGGACAGUGAUGAUGAUGAUGAUGAUGAUGAUGAUGAUGGGACUGAUGAUGAUGGUGAUGAAGAUGACAGUGAUGAAGAAAUGGAGGUGGUUGGUAGGUCAGGCGGACAAGAAGGGGAGAAAUUCAUGUCGUCACCUGAUAAUUCUGUCAUGGUGGUGGUGGAUCGAUGGCUCUCAUUUAGAUCAACUGCUCUUGAUGUUGCUCAAAUUUACUGCUUGAGAGAACGGUUAUCUGCCUCUCUUCUUUUCAAAGUGACAAAUCCACGACAGGAUCUUCCUCCUGUUCUUGGGGAUGCGAUAUAUGCAGUAGCCUGCAUUUUAUCAUUUGAUGGCUUAUCGGGGAUCACAUUUCCCCCAGAUUCUGUGGAAUCACUAACUUCAAUGGUGAAUGCAACUGAGAUUGGAAAGCCCGCAUCUGGCAGGAGAGGUACAGCUCAGAAUCCAAAUGGCUUUCUUAAGUCUCUUAUGGACCGUAAUGCUUUCAAGAACUCUUCUUCCUGUUAUGAUCAAACUGUAGCACCAAGACAUGUGAAUGAGCCAGGCAGGCAGAAUGCUACACCAGCAGUCAGGCAAUCUCAGAAUGAGCCAGGCAGGCAGAAUGCUACACCAGCAGUCAGGCAAUCUCAGAAGCCUUCAGCACAUUCUGCACAAUCUGACUCUGGGAAGCACAGAUCAUUUGGUCCAAGGGUAGAGCCUUUGAAGCGGCAGCGCAGGAAUAAAUGUAGAUAGCAAAGGGUUACAGAUUAGAGAUUGGAUUUCAUGUUUGUUCUUCCUCGUGCUAGAAUGGCAAAGCAGUGAGAUUUGACUUAGUCUGAGAUUGAAGAAUCUGGGUUCAGGAGGAGCCAAUUUCUAUGCCCCAGCUUGGAGUCUGUUGAGGCAAUCCACAUAAUGGAAAAACGAAGGUAUUCUGUUAAGAAGGCAGACAGAGGGGAAGAUGUUUAUUGAGUAUGGGAAGAAUGUCGUCAUGAUUUUAGUACGAGGGUACAGGUUCGAUAGCGAAGGGUUAUUUCUAGCGUUGGUUGUAUGUUAUAAACACAAAGCUUAAUCUCGAUGCUAAUCUUGUUAUAUUUUUCUUUUUUCGCGCUAAGUUGCACCAUAUGAUGUUUAAGGAAGUAGCCAAUUUCCGAUGGCACAUAAUUAAAGAAGUUCAAAUAUCCUCGGCAUCAAAUAGUUGCCGAGCUAGCGAUACAGGGGAGAUCAACAUUGAAAAACUAUUGUUACUUUUCUAAGAUUCAUAAAUAUAUUGUCAGCCGUUAGUCAUUAA
Messenger RNA from Carica papaya (papaya), 3795 nucleotides. Lineage: Eukaryota; Viridiplantae; Streptophyta; Magnoliopsida; Brassicales; Caricaceae. The record is from RefSeq and is a predicted model, not a curated record.